This is a messenger RNA of Symbiodinium natans, 978 nucleotides long. Lineage: Eukaryota; Dinophyceae; Suessiales; Symbiodiniaceae. The record is from the annotation of a GenBank genome assembly.
AUGCUGUUCGCUCGGAGGCUUUUGGCUGGACCUGCUGGGUGGUGGGCCCGAGAUGAAGGCCAGCAGGGCCUCGCCCAAGUGUCCUUGCCGUGCGAGGACGCCUUGGAAGAUGCAGUGGAGGAGGCCGUCAAGUCUGAAGACUGGGAAUGGGACAUUGUAGAGGCAGCUGAUGAUGAAAUCCAUGCAGAUGCUGUGUGGUCGACGUUCCCAGACUCCGACUUUGCCUCGGACCGUGCAGUCAGCCGACCAAGCCCGACUGAUUCCAGAUGUGUGGAUCAAACCCCUGCACCCCCGCCCCUCGAGUUCAAACAAGGCGUUGUAGUACAAGCAGCUCCUUGCAAGACUGUAGUCUACCAGGGUGCAGAUGUGGAGUCUCCACUGCAGGUUCAGAGACCGGAUGUUGUGGAGCCAUCCGAGCCAGAGGAAGAAGUUGCUGUCGUACGAGCAGCCGCUCCUCCCGAAACUGUAGUGCACCAGGCUUCUGAUGAGAAGCUUCCACAUGUCCGGAGACUGGACAUCAUGGAACAAGAAGGGGAGAUGGGCCCUGCUGGUGGCCCCGAGGAUGGGACUGCUGCUGUGGACCCCGUCGGGAGCUUGCGCGAACGCGCGGAGGGCUUGCGGGCACUGGCAGGCCAAGAAGAGCCGCCGAGGGCCAAGAUGGCAGCACGCGGCACUCAGAGGCUUUCCCACACGGCCUGGCAUGGACUCCAUCCCGGCAGCGUGCCGAAAGGCAGUGAAGAAGAGCUGGCCAGUAAGCUUCAGAGGCAGCUGGCCAGGGCAGAACAAGAAGGUUGCGUGCUGCAGUCCGGGCGCCGGCAUGCCAACGUGGCAGACGCCCAAGCUGCAACGGCAGAUGAGGCGAAGGCAGCAAGGCAGCCGAAGUCCAGCGGGUGUGUUCAGCUCCUCUACGCCUCAAAGCGCCAUUCCAUCUUCGACUUCCAGGAGCUCGAGGCCGAAGAGCAGAUGCUGGCUGACUAG